AUGGCAGAUUAUCAGCUGCUUGAAUCGCACCUUAUAAAAACCGAGGGUGACCUUCGGCGUCUUACAGAAGAGUCUGAGGUCAAGAGUACGGAAACUCUGCAUUUACAAACUUUAAUGGAGUCGCUGGGAAAGGAGAGAGACCGUAUUGACACUGAGGAUCUACAUAAAACGGAGCAGGCUCUUCAGGAAGAAGGCAUGCACGUUCAUCAAGCGGAAUCAAAGACUGCAGAGUUGCAUGUUGUUAAAGAAGAUUUAACUCGAAUGACCUGUGACAUUCAGGUUAUCUUUUCUAAAGAGAGAGAGGAGGAAGAACUGAUGGUCUCCUAUCAAAAGCUUUGUGAUGACUACCAGAAAGUUAAACUUGCAGCCAUUGAAAUGGAUACGGAGGCCACUACAGAGAUGGAGCAGAAGUACGAACACGCUACCCGAGACAUGGGAGGUCUUGAAGCUCAGAACCAUAUACUAACUGACGUUCUAGAGGAAAGAGCGCAGGAGAAUGAAACCAAGAAUAUUCUAAUGAGAGAACGUCUUGUUUCUUUGGAAGAACAGGAUCAAUUACCAAGAAAAGAUACAUAUUCGUCAAUAUUGGUUCACAGCGUAUGCCCUAGUGAUGUUGCCAAGGUAGAUGAGGAGAGAACGCAGCUGCAGAAGAAAUGCUCGGAAUUGCUAGCGAGGGAUAAAAAAGCACCACCGAUGCAGCCAAAAAGUCCAUUGAGCGCGUUGCGCUCUCCAGAGCCAUCAGGCACACCAACACUCAAAAGUACCUUAGCAUGCAGACAUGAUAAAAAAGAAGUUCUGCAAGGAAGUAGCUCGAAUUUUGAGGCUUUUGAUUUGUCCUCAAAACAUCACACGUGGACGUCUUUACCAGAAUUUAAACAGGGUGGAUACCAAGAUCCAGCAAUGGAUUGCAAGGCUAUCAAAAGCUUUCCAUUUGAAGGUAUGAUGCCGUGUGGUUACCCUAUGUGCUCAUCCAUAAAAGAACUAGAGCUGCAACUGGCCCAUGAAAAGCGCCACAGUCAGAUAGUUGGGAAGAAGAUGAUAGACGAACGACAAGUUGCCGAAAGAAUUCUGAAGGAACGGCAGGAAUUCUGGGAGAAAAAACUCAAGGAUCUACAAAAGGAAAAGUAUGCUCUAUCCAUUCGCCUACAGCUGUUUAAGGAGGUGGGUGCCGAGACUCCUCGAAAGCGUAUCACAAGGGGUGACGAUGUCGUUGUCUUGACCGGAGAAGAACUGAAACGGCUGAAACAAGAACUGUGGGAGCAAGAGUCACUUAUUAAGGGUUAUCAGCUCCUACAGCUUGUUUAUGACCUGGAACAAACAAUUGCAGAGCUCACGUCUAAUAAGAAACAGAGAGAGCGAGAGGAAGAACAAGCUGCAAACUACCAGCAAUUACUCUUUGAGAAAAAAGAGCUUGAGAAACAACUGAAAAGUCAGGUUGCAGACAUCCGCUCAUUUUACCUUAAGAAAAUUAAAGACCUUGCUCAAAAGCUGGAAAAGGCUAAUGAUGUAAAGCCAAAGAAGCUAGAUGAGUUGUUACCCUACGAAGACCUGUCAUCUCAGUUCAACGUCUUAAAGGACAAGAUUCAAGACAUGGAGGUUUGUCACCAGCAGAAGGAGCUGGAAUGGGAGGAAAUUCUCAAUGAAACGAAGCGGGUCUAUAACAUUCAACAGGACACAAUUGAGAGAAAGUGGGAGCUCACUCUAGCAGCCAAGAACGCUGAGGAUGAAAAUCCGAGAUUGUGCCAUGCAUUUGGAUGUCACCAUGAUGACAUUCUUUGGGACCUUGGAAGUGUUGCCAUGUCUGGCAGAUAUUUUGUCGAUACUGAUGAACUUGCACGUGUCAUCUGUCAUCUGUCAUAA
Molecule: messenger RNA, 1860 nt
Organism: Selaginella moellendorffii
Lineage: Eukaryota; Viridiplantae; Streptophyta; Lycopodiopsida; Selaginellales; Selaginellaceae
Product: filament-like plant protein 1
Exons: 16
Coding region: 1-1860 (619 amino acids)
Biological process (GO): cilium assembly
Cellular component (GO): axonemal microtubule; centriole; centrosome
Source: RefSeq, a predicted model, not a curated record